Gekko japonicus is the source of this 1954-nucleotide messenger RNA. It is a transcript of the gene HMG20B, whose product is annotated as high mobility group 20B. The transcript is spliced from 10 exons. The record is from RefSeq and is a predicted model, not a curated record. Gene Ontology annotation, cellular component: nucleus. Gene Ontology annotation, biological process: regulation of gene expression. Lineage: Eukaryota; Metazoa; Chordata; Lepidosauria; Squamata; Gekkonidae. The coding region runs from base 110 to 1078 and encodes 322 amino acids.
AAAGGGGGGUGGCUUCCCUGGUGAAAGAGAGACCGAAGAAAAAGCAAGAAACGGAAGAGGUUCCUCAGCGUGAUCAGCCGUCAACAGCUCUCGAUGUGAAGAACCAGCGAUGUCCCACAGCGCCAAACAGCAGGCCGCUGCUCUCCUAAACGCUGCUGGGAAAACCCAGCAUGGAAGCUUCCUGGUGGCUGUUAAGCAGGAGAAAGGGGAGCCCCCACGGCCUGUUGGCGAGAAGCCCCAUGGCGAAGAGGAGGUGAGCCCCCUGCCGGUGAAGAAGCGGGGAUGGCCAAAGGGCAAGAAGAGGAAGAAGAUCCUCCCCAAUGGGCCCAAGGCUCCGGUGACGGGCUACGUCCGUUUCCUGAAUGAGCGGCGGGAGCAGAUCCGCAUGCAGCAUCCGGAUCUGCCCUUUCCAGAGAUCACAAAGAUGCUCGGGGCUGAGUGGAGCAAACUGCAACUCACGGAGAAACAGCGAUACCUGGACGAGGCCGAGCGGGAGAAGCAGCAGUACAUAAAAGAGCUGAGGGAAUACCAGCAGUCGGAGGCUUACAAGAUGUGCGCUGAGAAGAUGCAGGAGAAGAAGAUCAAGAAAGAGGAUGCUACAUCGGGAGUCAUCAACACCCUGCUGAAUGGCUACAAGGCCGGAGAGGGUGGCAGUGACGGCUUCUCGACGUUUGACACGCCCAUAUUCACAGAGGAAUUCUUGGACCAGAAUAAAGCCCGGGAAGCAGAGCUGCGACGCCUGCGCAAGAUGAACACGGAGUUUGAGGAGCAGAACGCCAUUCUGCAGAAGCACACGGAGAGCAUGAGCUGUGCCAAGGAGCGCCUGGAGCAGGAGCUGGCCCUGGAGGAGAGGCAGACGAUGGCCCUCCAGCAGCAGCUCCAGGCCGUGCGCCAGGCUCUGACGGCCAGCUUUGCCAGCCUGCCCAUCCCAGGUACGGGAGAGACCCCCACUCUUGGCACUCUGGAUUUCUACAUGGCUAAGCUGCACAGCGCCAUCGAGAGCAACCCCGUGCAACACGAGAGGCUGGUGGUCCGUGUGAAGGAGAUCCUGUCCCGUAUUGCCAGCGAGCACUUGUGAGCAGCCACGGAUCCUCCAGCACAGCUCAACCACUUUUGGACUGUGACCUCCUCUCCACAGUGUUGCCGGACGCCCCUUCGCAGAAUGGCCGGCUUCAGCCUCCGGAGCAUCUCCCUGUGCCUCUUCUCUUCAAGGAGCCUUAACUAUCUCCUUUCCUGUAACUCUCCCUUCCGGGCCCAAACUUGCCUGCCGGGCCAGUAGAUUUUGGAGUUCUGCACAGCAUAGUGGACUUUCUUGCCCUGGGUGGGAUGCCGAAUUUGACGCUCUGUGGAGUUUGGAUUUUUUUUCAAAGCACAGCUUCCAGGUUUUGCCUCUGGGGGGGGGAUUUGCAGUGGGAAGCUGCAACUGCAAACCCAGGUUGGUUGUCGGUAGCUCCCACCCACAGUGGCCUGUAUGUGCAGCCUCACCGUGGAGCAGCAUUGGAUCUUUUUGCUGCCCGGAGAGGGGACUACAAGCCCUGGGGGUGUGGCUGGCCACUGUGGGAAUCCUAGGCCACCAGGUUUGAAACCACUAGAACACAUAAGGAAAUGGCUGUUACGCAGAAUCAUUUCUUCUAGUCCGGACAGAGCGGUCUGUCAUAGGUGGUAGCAGUCCUGGCAUUCGGCGAGCCAAAGUCGUCUUCCUCACUGUCCCUGCUAGGACAUCUCUUUUUCCCCCAAACGGUUCUCCUCUUUGAACUUCUUAGGAUACCUGAGAAACUGCCUUAUAGUGAGUUGGACUUCUGGCCGACUCUAGUUGUAUUGCCUCCUCUGCUGGGUGGCUUCUCUCCAGGGUCUUGUCUGGAGAAAGCCCUUAUCAAAGAGAUAAGUGCAUCAGAAGAGUCCUGCUGGAUCAGACCGAUAGUCCAUCAAGUCCAUCAUCCCGCCUCACACAGUG